Molecule: messenger RNA, 959 nt
Organism: Rubroshorea leprosula
Lineage: Eukaryota; Viridiplantae; Streptophyta; Magnoliopsida; Malvales; Dipterocarpaceae
Source: the annotation of a GenBank genome assembly
CUUAAAAAAAGGACGUCUUUUUAGAUAAUGCUAAUGGGGAGUCGUCAGUUACUGGGUGGUAAAAAUGUCUGCCAGUUGGCUAACAUUGGACAGUCAACAAACAUUGUAUGGCACAAAAGUUCAGUUGAUAAGCUAGCCCGGCAAGAAUUACUUCAGCAAAAAGGUUGUGUAAUAUGGAUUACAGGUCUCAGUGGCUCAGGGAAAAGCACUUUGGCAUGUGCUCUGAGCCGAGCCUUGUACUCAAGGAGUAAGUUGUCUUACAUCCUUGAUGGUGACAAUAUUCGGCAUGGUCUGAACCGAAACCUUAGUUUUAAAGCAGAAGAUCGAGCAGAAAACAUAAGAAGAAUUGGGGAGGUCGCAAAGCUCUUUGCAGAUGCUGGCAUUAUAUGCAUUGCCAGUGUUAUAUCCCCUUACAGAAAGGACCGGGAUGCAUGUCGUGCUAUGUUGCCAGUGGGAGAUUUCAUUGAGGUGUUCAUGGAUGUGCCACUCCAAAUAUGUGAGUCCAGGGAUCCAAAGGGCCUGUACAAGCUUGCCCGGGCCGGAAAAAUUAAAGGUUUCACUGGUAUUGAUGACCCUUAUGAACCACCACUGAAUUGCGAGGUAACAUUGCAGUACAACAAAAACAACUGUACUUCCUCCCCUAAUGACAUGGCUGAAACUGUGAUAUCCUACCUAGAGCAAAAAGGGUUCCUGCAGGCAUAAGCCGAGAAGGCCUUUAAUGGUUUGUUUAGCACUGAUUCCCUUGUAAUAUACAUCAUCCCAAGUCAUUCUUUCAUGCAGCUAGGAUAUCUCUGGUUUCCCAUGUUUAUUGAUGCAAGGAAAGCCAAUUUGUUGUUGUAUAGAUCCAGUAACUGUCAGUGAUGCAAUUUUUUUCUUUGGUAAGUGUCUGGUUUUUGCAUUUGUAAAAUAUUGCCAUGUAAUAUGUAGCAUUUGCUUUGCAGUAAAAGUAAUCUCACAUU